This is a messenger RNA of Colletotrichum aenigma, 495 nucleotides long. RefSeq lists its product as uncharacterized. The coding region runs from base 1 to 495 and encodes 164 amino acids. The transcript is spliced from 2 exons. Lineage: Eukaryota; Fungi; Ascomycota; Sordariomycetes; Glomerellales; Glomerellaceae. The record is from RefSeq and is a predicted model, not a curated record.
AUGGGUUCCUCGAGUUCCAAACAGAAACAUCCCACCUGGGGUCCCGGUGGAAACCCGUCAAAGACUCAGCAACCUGGUAGAUUCCCGCCGGCCAGCUCAAUUGCCGUCGCGCCUGUCACUCAUACCGGCUCAGCCCCUUUGUGGAGUGACAAAGGCUCCUCGCAACACAACGACUUCUAUCGCAACAACACACAGCACCUCCGAACGAAUGGUGCCCUAGAUGUGUCCAAAAUGCCCCCGACGGCACCGUUCCGUGCGCAGUACGAACACGGAAAGCAUCUUGACGACCGAGCCCAAGCUCUGGAUAAGGAAAUGAAACCGUACAAAAAGACUGCCAACCCUCAGGGCAAGGCGGAAAAGAAACGCGGCAACCCGAAAUAUGGUGGGAAUCCACCGGAAACUCGCGAAUGGCAUAAUGGGGCGGCUGAACGCCUAGAAGAAGCCGGGCGGACAUGGAAGGCGGGCAGGAGACGCGCGGCAGAAGACAGCGCAUGA